AUGUUACAUGCGUUUUGUUUGAUAUUAUUUUUUGCUAAUUUUAACUGUUAUCUAGCUAAACAAUGGCUAUCCGAAGGAGAUAGCUGUGUGGUAAACAAAACAAACGAAAAUGGUAUUUGUAAAUUCUUAUCCAACUGUCCAAGUGAACAAGCCAAAUUGAAAUUGAACAUUCAUCCUACGCUAUGUGGAUUCAAAGGCAAUAAUAACAUGCCUAUAAUAUGUUGUCCUGAAGCCAGACCAGUCAUACAAACCAGACAGCUUGGUGAUAUUGCUGAUGAAAUGUGCAGAAAUUAUUCACAAUACGUAUUCACAGAGGAACUAAGUCCACUAUCGAUCAUAAAUGCCGCUUCAAUAAAAAUAUAUCAAUGUCCGUUUGAAAAGCUACCCCUUAUUCUUGGUGGAAAUGCAUCUGAAAGAUACGAAUUUCCUCAUAUGGUCCAAUUAGGAUUUGGUGAUAAGUCUCGUAUAAAAUGGGCUUGUGGUGGUUCUUUGAUAAGUGAACAGCAUAUUUUAACGGCCGGCCAUUGUGUGAAUCCUGAAAAUCUAGGGUUGGUUCAAUAUGCUAGAAUGGGCUUCAUAAACGUAGACGACACAGAAAACAAACAACAAUUCAACAUCAUCGAACGAACCGUUCAUCCACAAUAUCAAGCACCCAGUCCCUACAACGACAUCGCUGUAUUGAAACUGGAAAAGAAGCCGAAAUUGAGUCUUUUCCUGAGACCUGCAUGCCUCUACAACAAAAGAGAAGUGCCUGGACAUAAUGCUAUAGUAACAGGCUGGGGUAGGCAAAGCGAGCACGGCCCAGAAAGCAAAGUUUUACUCAAGACUGUGUUGCAAUAUUAUAAUCAGAGUUAUUGCAAUUCAAUUUUUCAACGUACGAUUACUUUAAGAAGCGAGGGUAUUAAAGAGGAACAAAUGAUUUGUGCCGGGUAUGAGAGUGAAACAAGAGAUGCAUGCCAGGGUGAUUCUGGUGGACCUCUUCAAAUUUAUUCCACUCGAGAGGGGUACUACAUGGCAUGCAUGUACGACAUAAUUGGAGUUACUUCUUUCGGAAUUGGCUGCGGAAGAUCUACAAAAAUUCCAGGAGUUUACGCAAGAGUAUCUAACUAUGUAAAAUGGAUUGAAGAUAUUGUAUGGCCACAAUGA
Ceutorhynchus assimilis (cabbage seed weevil) is the source of this 1146-nucleotide messenger RNA. Lineage: Eukaryota; Metazoa; Arthropoda; Insecta; Coleoptera; Curculionidae. The record is from the annotation of a GenBank genome assembly.